This is a messenger RNA of Lodderomyces oxycetoniae, 861 nucleotides long. RefSeq names its product ubiquinone biosynthesis protein. The transcript has a single exon. Gene Ontology annotation, cellular component: mitochondrion. The record is from RefSeq and is a predicted model, not a curated record. Lineage: Eukaryota; Fungi; Ascomycota; Pichiomycetes; Serinales; Debaryomycetaceae. Gene Ontology annotation, molecular function: protein-containing complex binding. The coding region runs from base 1 to 861 and encodes 286 amino acids.
AUGUCAAAAUCCAUAGCGGUAUUUGGAGGUAAUGGGUUUCUAGGCCGUAAAAUCUGUGAAAUUGGUGUAUCCAAAGGAUAUAAAGUGACAUCAUUUUCUCGUAUUGGCAAACCCCCAGCAUCAGUCAAAGCUCAGCCAUGGGUUAGUCAGGUAUCUUGGAAUAAAGUAGACAUUUUCCACCAGUUAGACUCAAUUCAAUCACAGUUGGCUGAAUUUGACACUGUGGUUCACUCAAUUGGAAUUUUAUUUGAGGAUCAAUCUUAUAAACAAACAAUGAAUUCAAAGUUGCCUGGUGGUAUGAGUAGUGUAUUCAAUGAUUUGAAAAAAUUGAGUAAUAAUCUUAUGGGGUCGAACCCUAUGCAACGAGAUAAGCAAUGGAUGACUUAUGAAGCUAUUCAGCGUGACUCUGCAGUGGGAUUAGCUGAUGCUUAUGUCAAGGCAAGACAGGCAAGACAAGCAAGACAAAGUGGAGUCGAUGGCAGUAGUAUUGUUGGGAAUUACGUGUAUAUAUCAGCCGAUCAAAACCCACCUAUGGUUCCCAAACGAUACAUUACAACCAAAAGAGAAGCCGAGGCUGCUAUAAGUCGGAAUCCGUAUUUGCGAAGUAUCCUCAUGAGACCAAGUGUGAUGUAUGAUAAUCUGCAGGAUUUAGAAACUACCAAAAGAGAUGUCUUGAUCAAAGGGUUGAAAUUGGGAGUUGAUCUAAAGAGGAAAAUUGUUGGUGAUGCAAUUUUGGGUGAUUUUGUAAGACCCGUUGUGAGUACUACACAGGUUAGUGAGGCGAUUUACAAUAAAUUAGAGGAUCCCCAGUUUCAUGGUAUUGUGCCUGUAGAGCUUAUUGAGAAGGAGCCAAAUUGGUGA